AUGGAGCCUUCUCCUCUCACGCAGCAAUCUCGGCCUGAGGUGUUCCAGCAGAAGAUUGUGGAGCUAUACGAGGCUUUGUUCAAGGACGACGACGAAUCCAGCCAUGAGAAGUCAGAGGGUUUCUGGCGGGAGUUUUUUCUCUUGCGACCCGACAAGGCCACAUUGCGCAAAAUCCUAGAUACUUUGAGUCCGGGCGAUCUAUUACAGAUUCAGUCACAGACACGGCAAUUCUUUUUGCGCGCGGUGGCAUGUAUCAAAGCAGGAAGCGCUCCAGCUGAUGUUCAUGCUCUUGAUAGCUCCGACAUAAUAAAUGUAUUGGCGGGGUUAGACCAGGUGGAUGCCGUCUUCACGGAUUUUGUCGCAGCGCUGGACGUCACAAUAAGAACUGGAGCAGCAUUGGGCACCCGUCAAAAAGCCAUUGAUGUGGCACUCGCGCUUGUCUCUGGCGCACACUCGACGAGCCUUCUUUCAUAUUUUACACACCGCGAUCUUUUUCCUUCUCUUAUGAAAUUUAUUCAAGACUCUGAUACCACUUCGCACGCUUUGAAGCCCUUUAUUCUACUUGGCUUAUUGGCAAAUUACAACAAAUUCGAAUUCCAGAAUCCCUAUCGGUUACGACUGGACGAUUUCGUCAAUGAGGGAACCAUCCAAAAGAUAAUAAGAUCGGUUGGAUAUACAUGCACAGCUACCAGAGGGAAAUAUGUGGCAUUGCAAGAGGAUCUCCCUGAAGGGUGGUCUAUUAGCACGACAUUGAAUAUGAUUGGAUUGGGAGCGAUCGCCCCUGGUGCGAAAACAGCUACUCCAGUAAUCGAUCCAGAGUUGGCGAAGGAGAUGCUUGCGCAGCUACCCGGGAACGAAGCUGCCGUCCUUCUGGCUACGUACGAUUUCGCACAUGCGAACAAGCUAUUCUGUUUCAAUUUUGUGACUCUACCCGCAGAGAAAGGUCUGGAGGCUCCCAUUGGAAGCUUCGUCUCCGUCACCUCUUACUUCUUACAACACGCCCACGCUUCGCUAUGGACAGCCUUAUACUCCCAUCUCAACCUCAUCAUUCUGCGACUUUUAAUAGAAGACCAAGUGUUGUGCAAGAGGAUAUGCAGCGACGAAAGCAAAAUGUCGGUUAGACUUUGCCGGCAGAGGUCUCCUUAUCUGCCUUUUGUUCGAGGUGAUAGAAUGCUUGCGGCUAGUAUCCUGGAUACCAUGAUCGAUGGCAUCAAUCAUAAUUUAAGGCGACGUCUAGAUGUAGAUCUCUAUCGCCGUUGCGUAGGUAUCAUUCUACGACUCAUUUCCCAUCUCUCUCGAUCUCGGACGAGGCUCAAUUAUCACUGGUCGGAAUUAUUCAGGUCACUUUUAUCCCUCGUCCGUUUCCUUACUACCUACACUGAGGACCUGAAGAAUCUGAACAACAUCGACUCCCUUUUAGAUGAUCUAGUCAACCUCAUCGCGUUAUCUCUGUCUGCUGGUGAAGCGUUCCUUCCAAAUCCCGCUGCCUACGAUGACCUCUUUUACAAGCUUGUUGAAACCGGUGAGAUUCUGGUCAAAUUCCGCGAUAAUUAUGACCUUGGGAAGCGGCCCACCAGUUCCAUAGACACUCUGAUCAGCGUCACGACACAUUAUAAGCAACUCCUAGCAGAUGGAGCUCAAGGACGGAGAGGAAAGCACCUAACAAGCGCACAGGUUGCGGGGGUCAUCAAGCAGGGCUAUGAGACUUUGAGUAUCCAAGCCAAAGAAGGCUUGGACGGCUGGACCAAGUAUCGAGAAGCGGAUGAGAGAACUUUCUUGAAAAAGAUAGCCAGGGCAGCCGUCGAGGAUGUUAAGUCACUAGUAAAAGAAAGGUAA
Messenger RNA from Venustampulla echinocandica, 1836 nucleotides. RefSeq lists its product as uncharacterized. Gene Ontology annotation, biological process: regulation of Golgi organization. NCBI's taxonomy places the organism in Eukaryota, Fungi, Ascomycota, Leotiomycetes, Helotiales, Pleuroascaceae. The record is from RefSeq and is a predicted model, not a curated record. Bases 1 to 1836 code for a protein of 611 amino acids. Gene Ontology annotation, cellular component: cytosol. The transcript has 7 exons.